Colletotrichum karsti is the source of this 1734-nucleotide messenger RNA. RefSeq lists its product as uncharacterized. The transcript has 3 exons. NCBI's taxonomy places the organism in Eukaryota, Fungi, Ascomycota, Sordariomycetes, Glomerellales, Glomerellaceae. The record is from RefSeq and is a predicted model, not a curated record. The coding region runs from base 1 to 1734 and encodes 577 amino acids. Gene Ontology annotation, cellular component: nucleus.
AUGAACCACGGAUUGCCUUCGCAUCUUACUGACGAAGUUCUGAGCAGCACAUCCGUCACGACCGAGGUGGAUCUCAACACCGUCGGCCGACUAUACCUCACAUGGUGUCACAGCCAGCCCAUAAUCCUAUUCUCAGAAGAUGCCUUCCUCUCAUCUAUCUCAUCUCGGGAUCCCGAGUUGAUUCUCUCACUUGAAGCGCUCGCACUGCGUUUUCCUCCCGGUUCGUUGACCCCUCAGAUCGAGGAGAAACUCCAGAAUAAGGCCAAGUCAGCGAGACGUAUGGUAAUGGAGCGCGUUUUGGAAGGGAACGUCGAGCUCUCGACAUUACAAUCACUUUGCCUCCUCAGCAUGUUUGACUUUGCCUCUGGGAACGUCACGCAGUCAGGCCUCAACUUAAGCAUCGCCAGCCACUUGGCUCACAGCAUCCCGCCCUCCGCGAACCCUCGAAACGCCCACGAGAGAAAGCUCUGCUUCAAAAGCAUCGUCGCCCUCCAGAACCUCCAGGGCUGCAUCGCCCCCGCCAUAAACCCCCUCCAACCUCUUCCCGGCUCCCACAACCCGAACCUGGCCUUCAACGUACUAUCCUCCUGCAUCACCUCCGACUUCUCCCUCAAGCACCUCGAAGAACCGCUCGACAAGACCAUCUCGACCCUCGCGAUCAACUUCGGCGUCACCUGGCGCAUAGCCCGCACCUACGCCGCCAGCCGCAUCGGGCCCGACGCCCCGCCCCCCUGGGACUCGCGGUCCGACUACUCCAUGGUCAUGCAGAGCCAUCACGAGAUCGACUGCCGCUCGUCCGUGAAGUACCGCUUCGCGAACAACAGGAUAGGCGACUUCACCCCGGAGGCGAUCCAGGAGCGGCGGCACUGGUGGAUGCCGUUCCUCUUCAUCCAGCUCGUCCACGAGACGAUACCGUGCCUGGUCAACCAUCCCUUCCUCCUGUCGAUGAGGUUGCGGAACUUCCGGCACACGAUCCCGAUUCAUUUCAUGCGCCAGUCGUUCGAGGCUAUUAACCGGAACGCGGGGUGGGUGAUUUACUUCAUCGACGUGGUGGAGAAGAAGGGCGUUCAGGUCUCGGAUCCGAUUCUGGCGCAUUGCGUUGUCAUAGUCGCGACUAUCCACCUGCAGCACAGCUUUGUGCAGGAUUCGGUGCUUCGGGGGAAGGCUCAGUCGGGGUUCGAGAAGUGUAUGGGGUUCUUGAGGAGGAUGGGACUGAUCUGGCCGUGUGUUGCCAACAUGGCGAAUAACUUGAUGAGACUUCAAGACAGCAUCGUCAUGAAGCCAUCGCCGAACCAAGAAGACGGUGCCUCUCAAAACCUAUCGUUCUCGAUCAACACCCGGCUGCUAUGGGAUCUUCUCAUCUACGACAGGGCGGUCAGGCCCGAUGCCGGAUGGGAUCAGUCCAUGUUCGGUCCGUCACUGAAGUCUGACCCCACGGAGCUAUCGGCCGAAGAUCGAGCGGCGGAGUUUGAUCUCGUGGGGUCCACGGGGAUCUCACGCCACAAGGCGAUGCCGAACGAGGCCGGGGUCUGGCCUCCCAACGAGGAAGCGGCUCCUACCAAUCUGCCUGACCAUCUACCUCAUGAGCCUUUAGUAGGCGAUAUUGCGGGCGGACCGUCGUUUGAGGACAUCUUUUUCGAGGGUGUAGGGCCGUUUGGAGACCAGGCGAAUAGGUUCUUCGACGGGAAUGACUACGGGCGGGCCAUUGAUGACUGGUUGAAUCUGGGAACAUAG